UGCGAGGCACUGUUCCUCCUCCACGCACGGUUUCUUGCUCUCCACCCAACCCAGUCCCUGACACUGGGAGCAGGGCUGCUUGAUCAUCUCCUCUCCACACCAUGAACCAAGCCUGCAUUGCUUCUAACGACGAGCUUUGCUCGCGCACACCUGGCAUGGCUGAUUACCUCUCAUGCCUCUACGGCCGUGCGAACAGCAGCAUCGAGACUUCCUCACUCGACUGGCCGCUUGAACGAGAAUUCUCAGUGUUACCAUUACCGUCGUUGCAGUCGUCGCCGUUGUCGCAGUCGUCGCCGUCGCGUGCGUCGCCGGCCUGCGAGCUUGCGAGCAACAGUGCGUGCAGCCCGCUAGAGCCUCCUACGAGCGUCGAGAUGAGGAGUGGAGGCGGUAUGGUCGCGCAGACGAACGGGCAGCAGCAGGAGCAGGCGCGGACGGACGGAACUAGAACUAGAAACGUCGCUCGCUUCGGCGAAUUGUCGUCAUGCGACGGUUCAACCAGGAAGUCAUCUUCGUCGUCGUCGUCGCCGUCGACGUCGUUCACCCUCGACCCUGCCUUGCACGCCUCGCCAUGCGCGUCCGCCGCUCUCGACCUUCUCUCCAUGCCGCCCGCCGAGGCCGCCUCGUUGCUGCAACAGCUGCUGGUCGAAGCAGGCGUCGCCAAGCGACCAGCGCCGCCCGGCGACGGAAGCGACGGCGCCGGCGACGACGGCGACAGUCGCACAGGCUUCGCCGCGUUCAGGCUUCGGUCGGGCGGGAAGGCAUCGAAGCGGCCUCGGCCGCUAGUGGGGCUAAAGAAUCUAGGCAACACGUGCUUUAUGAACGCGUGCGUGCAGUGCCUCAGCCACUCCAUGCCCCUCGCGCUGUACUUCGUGCACGAGAUCGCCGCCGCCGCUAAAGGGAAUCUUCUAGAACCCCCACGGACGGACUUGACGCGAGGCCCGUCGUCUGCUAUUCGCACCGGUUUCGCCGGGAAUGGACGGUCGGCCGCAAUUAGCAGCGGAAGGUCAGGCGAACGGGCUGACGCUAGGGAAGAGUCGUUGAGGGAGGCUGGUGAGGCAGUGGCUGCUGCUUUAAGUCGACAGCAGCAGCAGCCUACGGUGCUGUCUCUUCAGAAUCCGUCAAGGGACAGCCCAUGCCGGCCGGGGAUUUCCGUCAGCGGGCCGUUGACCUCGGCCUGCUGCCGCGGCUGCGGCGUUCCCGAGGACGGUUGCGCGGCGGGCCAUUACAGCGGGCCGUUGCAGGCGACGGAUGCGACUCAUGCGACGUCGUCGUCGUCGUCGCUGGUGGAUUGCCGCGGUGGCUGCAAGAAGCCGCACGCGGGGCUUCUAUCCUUCGGCGCAGCAUCGCCCGGAAUUCCCUGCAACGUCACAUCCCUAAAGAGCGGGCUAGUCUUCGGAGGUUCUUCUAUCGGGAGCCCGCUAUCCGCGCCCGUGGGUUGCGGCCUUAACGGCGGCCACAGCCCCGCAAUCACCCCCUCGCAUCUGCCCCUGCCCCUCCCCGCGCUCCCCGACUCCCUGCGCGGAGAACCCGCGCACGGCGCGCACGCAACAUGCGCGGAGGACCGCGAGUGCGGAAGGGGAAGCGGAAACGGGAGCGCGGGGAAAGAAGUGCGGGAAGUGUCGCGGAGUUUCGGGCGGCUGGUGACGGAGCUGUGGGCGGGGGAGGUGGCGGGCGCAAUCAGCCCCGCGGAGCUGCUGUCGAGCGUGCACAAGCACGUGCCGCACUUCGCGGGGUUCGGGCAGCACGACUCGCAGGAGUUCCUGCGAUCGCUGGUGGAUAAACUGGACGAGGAGACGCGGGGGCAGAGCGAGCUUCCAAAAUGUCACAGCCUGCCUGAAAACCUCGACCAGCUGCCGGAGGCGGAGCAAGCAGACGCCCUGUGGCGGCAGCACUGCGUGCGGUACGCCAGCCCCAUACAGCGGAUCUUUUGCGGGCAGCUGCAGAGCACCAUCGAGUGCCUGUCGUGCCACCACCGCUCGCACUGCUUCGACCCCUUCCUGGACCUGUCGGUGCCCAUCCCCCGCCGCCGCUUCCUGUCUUUCCGCGCGCCCACCAUCCGCGACUGCCUGGGGGAGCUCCUGGCGGAAGAAACGCUGCAGGGGGACAACGCGUACUCCUGCUCGCACUGCAAGAAGCCCAGCAAGGCCGUCAGACGACUCUCCAUCGUGCGGUUCCCCUCCAUUCUCGUUAUUCACAUCAAGAGAGUGGCUUCAUCCGUCCUCUCACUCUUUCAGAAAGACUCUACGUUCGUCUCCUGUGAUCUGCACAGCCUUGACCUCUCAAAGUUUCAGAGCUCACUCUCUCAAGGAAACCCUGCCAUUGAACCUGUCAGCCCCGUCAGGCCCACCAGCCUUGCCAGCCUCGGAAGCCCCCAAAGCAGUGGGUCAGCCCCGGUGUACGAUCUGUAUGCAGUGACUAACCACAUGGGGUCGCUGUCCUCAGGGCACUACACGGCGCACUGCCGUAACCCUGCCGACGGCCAGUGGUACCUCUUCAACGAUAGCGGUGUGUCGCCCAUUGCCGCCUCCUCCGUUGUCUCGUCCUCGGCCUACGUGCUCUUCUACCAGCUCAGGCGCAGCCAUGAGGGGUUUUGAAGCGACUGGAGGCAGGCAGACAGGGGAGGGCAGGGCAGGUUUACUGAGCUGACUCCUUAAUUUUGCGGGAGGUACUGUAGGGUUUUUACAACCUAGGUACAAUAAACACUGGUAAGUACUGGCAUGGCAAGUCUAGGUAGCCUGAGUUUGACAGAUAAGCACUGGUUUGGAGCUUAGUGAGCCCUAUGCUGGUGAUAUAAUUUCUUCCUGUAGCUUGAUAAAGACAUUGUAGCCCUUUAUGGUGUAAAAUAAAAGGGUGUCGAACAU
Molecule: messenger RNA, 2861 nt
Organism: Closterium sp. NIES-67
Lineage: Eukaryota; Viridiplantae; Streptophyta; Zygnematophyceae; Desmidiales; Closteriaceae
Source: the annotation of a GenBank genome assembly